Molecule: messenger RNA, 3877 nt
Organism: Condylostylus longicornis
Lineage: Eukaryota; Metazoa; Arthropoda; Insecta; Diptera; Dolichopodidae
Gene: conv
Product: toll-like receptor 3
Exons: 2
Coding region: 356-3718 (1120 amino acids)
Molecular function (GO): protein binding
Source: RefSeq, a predicted model, not a curated record
AAGCACGUCAAUCGAUGACAUUUAUUGUUCAAAAAUAAAUUUUAAAAUAUUUGUAAUAUUUGCUGCAGAAAUUUAUUAAAAGAAUAUUAUCAUACAACGAAUCAAAAUAGACUUGAGAGAAAUUUAAAAGACUUAAGUGGAAAACCUGAAAUGAAAGUGAAGGUUAUUCAUGUUUUCGUUAAUUUAUUCACCAACUAAGACAUUCGGUUAAUAUAGCAAAAAAAAAAAGGUUUUAAUAAACACAAGUAUACGAAAUUAAUUCUAUUAUACCUCAAGCGAUGUUCUGUUAUCUCUUUAAGCUAGAAAUAUUUAAUUUUUAUUGAAAACUAGUUUUUUUUAUUGAAAGUUUAUCAAAAUGAAUUGCUUACUUAUAAUUACAUUGAUAACAUUAUUUAAAUUGGAAUUUGGUAUAGGAGAAUAUAUUCCACCUGGACCAAGAUAUAGAUGCCCCGAAAAAAGUAAUAGUAUAUAUCCAUGUAAAUGUCUCAAAGGAUCGGAUAAAGGAUUAUUUGUACGCUGUGACAAUAGUAAUUUAGCUAGUCUUACUGUAAGUCUAAAUAAUAUUGCAAAUUUAAAAUUGCCUGUAGAGAAUUUAACAAUUUCCAAUGGAAAUUUUGAAAGUCUUUUUGGGCCAAUAUUUUUUAAAAUUAAAGCUAGAGUAUUGAACAUAAUUUCCACACCAAUAAAAAACAUUGAAAAACAUGCAUUUUUUGGGAUCAAUGAAACUCUUCAGGAAUUACAUAUUAUUGGAACACAUAUAAAGGAAUUUCCUGCCGAAGCAUUUAAAGUUCUUGGAAAUUUAACAGUUUUAAAUAUUGAUAAUCAUAAUAUUGAAACGCUAAAAACUGAUAUUUUAUUUGAAAGUUUACUUGUUAACCGUUUGGAAAAAUUUCAUUUUAUCAAUGGUUUACUAGAAGAAUUUCCGUUUGAAGCAUUUCAAGCAUUUCGAAAACUUAAAACUUUAGAUUUACAUGGAAAUAACUUAUCUGCUUUGAAACGUAAUCAGUUUAAAAAUUUACGAGAAUUAGAAGUAUUAGAUUUGAGUUAUAAUAAUAUAACAACAUUAGAGUCAUAUCAUAUAGCUGAUUUAACAAAAUUAAUUUGGUGUAAUGUUUCUCAUAAUGCUAUAAAACAAUUAAGUCGGGGUGCUUUUGCCAGAAACACUGUAUUAAAAGUAUUAAAUAUGUCUUACAACAAUAUUACACGUCUUGAUGCUAACAGUUUUCGUGGAAUGAGAUUUUUAAGGCGUCUCUAUAUGAGUGAUAAUCAAAUAUCGGAUGUUGGACGUGGUACUUUUGGUUCAAUUACGCGGAUUGGUACGAUUGAUUUAGCUAGAAAUUUAAUAACAAAAAUUGAUUACCAAAUGUUUGCCCAAUUGAAUUAUAUUGAAGUAAUUAAUGUUGCUGAAAAUAAAAUUACGGAAAUACAAAAGCAAUCAUUUAAAGAUUUAUAUUUAACGAAAAUUAAUAUAUCACAUAAUGAGGUAAGCACAAUUGAAAAUUUCGCUUUUGAGAAUUGUGCUAAUAUGACAUUACUAGAUUUGUCGUAUAAUAAUUUAACUGGAAUUGAUAGUAAUGUGUUUGAUUCAACAACUUAUGCAACCGAGUUACAACUUUCAUAUAAUUACUUUACAGAUAUGGCUGGAAUACCUUUGCAUAAUAUGACCGGGAUAAAAAUUUUGAAUGCAACACAUAAUUUUAUUGAAACUAUACCAAAAAAUACUUUUCCAAAAUUAUAUGAACUUCAUACAAUCGAUUUAUCUUAUAACAAAUUAAAUUCAAUAUCAAAUGCUGUAUUCCAAAAUUUAUUUUCUUUGCGUUUUUUGAAUUUAAGUUACAACGAAAUGGAAGAAAUAAAAUCACCAACAUUUGGUACAUUAUCGACCCUCUUAGAGUUAAAUUUGAGUCAUAAUAAAUUAAGAAGUAUUGCUAGAGGUGGUAUGGCAAAAUUAACAAGUUUACGUAAUUUCUACUUAAAUAACAAUGAACUUGAAAAAUUAUUUCAAAUACCGAUAUCAUUAACACAUCUUGAUUUAAGGUUUAAUCAGAUCAAGGAGAUACCAGAAAAUACAUGGCCUCGAAUGAAUUCUUUAUUGUACUUGGAUUUAAGUCACAAUAAUAUUGGAGAUAAUAUAAAAUCAGAUAGUUUCACUAGCUUAUUAACAUUACAAACAUUAAGAUUAAAUAGCAACGGCAUAACUAAGACAUUUUAUAAUAAAUUAAGUGACUUGACAACAUUACAAUAUUUAUAUUUGGAAUAUAACAAUAUCACACAUUUAGAUAAUUCAGCGUUUGGUAAAUUACCAGUUUUAUUUGAAAUAAAUUUAUCGUAUAAUCAAAUUCAUAAUAUUAGUAAUAAUGCAUUUAAUGGUUUAUUACAACUCUUAAAACUAAAUUUAUCCUCGAACUCUCUGCGUACGAUAUCAAAUAAUGCAUUUGAGGGUUUGGUUUCAUUACGUGACUUAGAUUUGUCAUAUAAUUUAUUGGAAGGUUUGCAUAAUAAAUCCAAAAGUUUGCUAGAACAUUGUUUAAGCUUAGAACGUCUGAAUGUUAGCCAUAAUCGAAUCAAUCUUGUAAAUCGUAAAACAUUCCCUUCAGAUCCAUAUAUUCCAUAUAAAUUAAAUCAUGUUGAUUUGAGUUAUAAUAAAAUCCCAAUUUUAACAUUUGAUUUAACGUAUGGUACCAGAAAGUUGAAAUAUCUUAAUAUCUCAAAUAAUUUAAUAUUAGAUAUACGGAAAUAUAUUAUUGGAAAUUUAACUUCACUGGAAAUUUUAGAUUUAUCUAAUAAUCGUAUUGAAGAUUUAGUAACAGAACAUGGUUUUGAGAAAUUACCAAGAAAUUUAACUCAAAUUUAUUUACAAAAUAAUGAAAUUUUUAAUAUUCCAUUUAAUGAAUUCGAAAAUCUUACUCAGCUUCAAAUACUUAAUUUAGAAAGUAAUAAAUUGAAAACUUUCCCCCAACAAUUAAUUGAUAAAUUAAAUGAUAAUGGAACUUUCAUUUAUUAUGAAAAAAAUCCAAUUAAUUGUGAUUGUAAACUAAGACCUCUACAACAUUUUAUAUUGAAAAAAUUUGAGAAUAGUAAACCAUUAUUAAAUAUAGAAUGUGAAUCACCCCAACAUUUAACAAUGACCAAAUUAAAAGAUAUUUCUGAUGAACAAUUACAAUGUAUUGGUGAAAACGUUCAAAAUAGUGAUAAUAAUACAAAUGAUAAACAAAUGGAAAAUGAUUAUUCACUCCUAACUGAUAUAGAAUUUCGUGAAAUAUUUUAUCAUCAAAGCAAAGUUACCAUUAGAUGGUAUGUAACUUCAACUCGAGAUGUUUCUGGCUUUUAUGUUAGUUUACGUAAUGAAAAUAAUGAAAUCUUCUUCGAUCAACAUUUAAUUUAUGAUAAAAGAUUUAUUGAAAUUCCAGCUGAUAUUAUUAAUGAAGCAUAUUUAUCGUCAAGCAUUUUAGAAAUAUGUGUUUUAACAAAGAAUAGUUUAAAUGUAAUUGGACAAUGGUUCGAUUCGCAAUGUAUUAAAAUUCCAAAAGAUUUUAAGAAAACAUUGAAUAUAUCCGAUGGACAAUUUAUAAUUGCAAAAAAAAAUAACAAAAAUAUUAAUGAUAGAAAGAAUAGCAAAUUAAGGAAUAAAAGUAGUGGUGCUAAUAAAGCUAAUAUAAUUGAUAUUUCCAUUUAUAUUAGUAUUUUGAUCUUAAACUUUUUAUUUAUAAUCUUUUAAUAAUUAUGUACCUUGUUUUAUGUACAAUAAUAUAAAAAAAAAAUUAAUUUUAAGUUGCCAAAUAUUAAUAUGCUUAAUAUUUAUUUCAUUUAAAAAAAUAUUUUAUUUUAUUUAUUUUGAAAAUUUGUAACAGAAGUGUAGAAUUAUUAAAGUUCGAAU